UACGCGGAUACGCACAGUGCUCGCCCGGCUGGCUGUGUGGCAUGGCUCAUUGCCUUGGCUGCCACGUAGUUUUUGCAUUUUAAUUGCCAGGAGACCAAAGAGCCUCUACUGACACCUGAGUGAAUGGAACCCAGUCGUGGAACCCUUGUGGCGAGAAGAAUGCUUCAGGCAAUUCGGUACCAGGCAGGCACGCUGGAGAUUCUCGACCAGCUGCGGCUGCCCCAUGAAAGCUGCUACCUAACGCUGCCCGAUGCUGGCGCUGCCUGGGAAGCCAUCCAUUCUAUGAAGGUGCGAGGUGCACCUGCCAUAGCCAUGGUGGCAGCUCUCGGUUUGGCUUCAGAGCUGACACGAGUCAAGCUGCCUGCGAGCCGUCUGGAGCUCGCUGCCUACAUACACAGCCGGCUGGAGUACCUCAAAACAUCACGCCCUACGGCUGUCAACCUGGCAAAUAUGGCUGCCCACUUUGGAAAGAUGGCCGAUACACUCAGCAAGGAAGAAGGGCUGUCUCUGGAAGCCAUGCGCUAAUGCCUGCACCGCAUCUGCGCUGAGGCAGAAGGCAUGCUGGCUACAGAUGUGGCUGCAAAUCGGGCCAUUGGCCGACAUGGGGCCGAACAUAUGGUGGCAAACUGCCAAGUACCAAAUGUUAGCAAGCUUGGUGUCCUCACUCACUGCAACACGGGCAGUCUGGCCACAGCAGGCUACGGAACUGCACUUGGUGUUGUGCGGCAGCUGUACGAGAGUGGUCAGUUGGAACGUGCAUACUGCACAGAGACACGCCCGUACAACCAGGGCUCCCGCCUGACGGCCUUUGAGCUGCUGCACGACCACAUUCCAGCCACACUCAUCUGUGACAGCAUGGCUGCUGCCCUGAUGGCCACAGGAAGGGUCAAUGCGGUCGUGGUUGGUGCGGACCGGGUCACCGCCAAUGGCGACACAGCCAACAAGAUCGGCACUUACCAGCUGGCUAUCUGUGCCAAGCAUCAUGGUGUGCCAUUUUAUGUGGCCUCGCCUACCACCACUGUGGACAGCAGUCGAGCAACCGGUAGGGAAAUCCCCAUCGAGGAGAGGCCAGCACAGGAGAUGACGUCUAUACAGGGCAUCCAACUGGCACCUGCAGGCAUUGAGUGCUGGAACCCAGCGUUCGACGUCACCCCAGCCGAGCUCAUCACAGGAGGCAUCAUCACCGAGAAGGGCGUCUUCCCAGCAUCGCGGGUGCUUGACAGUCUCGGCGCCUGAAGCGUCUUGGGCACAAUAUGCUUGCUGGUGCCGUCUUGGAUCGAUGCCCUUAAGCCUGUUGCACUUGCAGGCUUGAAAAUAUAAAUGUGGCCAGCUCGUUGGUGCAUUGUUAAAAUGCUCGCAGAAAAAUAAACACAUCUCAAGGAGCAUUGUACCGUCCCA
Messenger RNA from Dermacentor silvarum, 1398 nucleotides. Its product is annotated as methylthioribose-1-phosphate isomerase-like. The transcript is spliced from 8 exons. Gene Ontology annotation, molecular function: S-methyl-5-thioribose-1-phosphate isomerase activity. The record is from RefSeq and is a predicted model, not a curated record. NCBI's taxonomy places the organism in Eukaryota, Metazoa, Arthropoda, Arachnida, Ixodida, Ixodidae.